AUGAGAGAUCAGGAAUACUUACAGAGAUUUUUUCCAACAGAGAUAUGGCUUCAUAUCAUCCAGCAAUGCACGGUGUCGCUUUCUCUCGCCGAAAUGCUGAAAUUAUGCCGCGUCAGCAAAGCCUUCAAACUCGUGACAAUGGAGGCCAUCCUCGAGUCCAACAUGCUGGAUGAUGUGGGAUACUGGGAUCCUGUGCGGAAACAAACCAUUUUCUACCACACGGUAGAUUAUGAUCACCGUUCAUCGUAUCCACCUCUUCUAGAGAAUGUAUCCGACGACGAUGACACCAACUCUGAGCCCGAGACCCCAGAUCUGGACAGACCGUUGCCUCCACCGCCUCCAGAAGUCAAUCAAGAGCCAUCCGAGGAUGAUACUCUCUCUGAGAAAGAGCUAUUCCCUUCCAACGCAUCAGUAGUCCCUAGCGACGAUUUCUGGGUCGUGUACUUAACAACCAGGACAUUGGGCAGAAUCAGGUCGAAACCGCCAACUCGAGACCAUGUUCUGCUGUUAAAAGUUGCAGAAUAUAUCUACCAAUACAUGCAACGAACAUCUUCGCAGAUAGAGUUAGAAGAUAUGGUGCGGGUGGUUUGUGAAGUAGCGGUCAAGCACGGAUACAUCUACUCUCAUCCCGAUUUCUACAUCAAGAAUGAAUCACCGGAAUUCGAUGCGACAGCGCUUCAUCUGGAUGAGUCUUGUGGAGUUUUUCGAGACGCUCUAGCGGCAAUGGCUGUCUAUUUGAACCAUAUUUCUCUUCUCGAAGAUACCCUCUCCAAUGAGGAUUUGAUCCUUUGUCCCUUCCACCAAAAGCCACUAUCGACGACAGAUAGCCAACUUAUAGCAUUGCUAUCGUUCCAGACACCUAUUCCUCAGGCUGGCCGCCUAAUAGACGAUGAAGGUGGCUUCAGGCCGCCGAAAUGUGGAAAGUCUCUUAUUAGACUUGCAAACCCAGUUAAACUUGCUGUCAAGUUGGACAAGAUGGAAUGCAUCACCCUCUUAUUGAAGAGUGUUUCUAACGGACAACGCGAACUUGAUCUGUAUAGGAAGGACAUAGUCACUGAAGUCGCUCUCCCGGAGCAGAUUGACCUUUUGCGCGUUGCAAUUGAGUCGGGUCGGCCUCUCACGAGAUACCGAUUUCUCGCACCGUCAAUUGCGGAUACUAUCUGGAUGAACGGACGAACUGACCUUUUUACAAGAUCGCUUGCUGGUAUCAAUUUGAGCAAAUUGCUAGAGACAACAACCAAUCCUGAGGUUUUCAAUCUGGCGUACGAUGCUAUAUUGGAUGGUUAUAGUGAGGAUGAAGGCGUUUGGUGGACCAAGGGUUUCUCCUCCGGGGCAGACACUCUCGCAUCUUGGGGCUUGAGAAGGCUUCAACGCGCUGUAUUGGACGACUGUCUGCCCAUCGUUCGAAGACUCAUAGAACUGGGUUAUGCAUUAGGUCCGACACGAAGCAUUGAGGAUUUGAAGGAUGAGGAGCCCACUGUUGUUGCCGACAUAAUUAAUGGCGAAAGGACGGUAGAUAUAGCUCUGCCUAUCGCGGUCAAAAGAGGGAAUCUUGAGAUGGUGGAACUUUUAUUCAUGGCUGGCGCGAAUAGGAAGCGCAAAAAUGUUCGGAAAGCGAUGAGAAUUGCUGUGGAACAGGGUAACCUUGAGAUGCUUGAGGUUUUGGCAAGUCAAGGAUCUCCGGCGGGACUAUUGAACCGAAAGGCAAAACAGCGUUGGAAGCGAGAGAUGGAAGAGGCAGGCAGGCAGAAUAUGCUGAAAUGGCUAGAAAUGAUGUGA
This is a messenger RNA of Fusarium odoratissimum NRRL 54006, 1779 nucleotides long. RefSeq lists its product as uncharacterized. Lineage: Eukaryota; Fungi; Ascomycota; Sordariomycetes; Hypocreales; Nectriaceae. The transcript has a single exon. Bases 1 to 1779 code for a protein of 592 amino acids. The record is from RefSeq and is a predicted model, not a curated record.